AGCAAGCGUUCGUGCGCAAGCGUUUGCAAGCUCCUGAUUUUCCCGCACCGUUCAAGUUUCUGAAAAAGAAACUAAAGGCUGAAGGAUGAGCAAUGAAGAGGAGGCGAUGGAAUUAUCUGGGGAGUCCAAUCUGGUCUCAAACUUACAUAACUUCAGUUUUGAUGUGUCUUGGGCUAAUACAUCUAGAGACUUGAGCCCUCCACUGCAACGUCGGACUGGUCAUAUCCUCUCACCUGCCAGAUUUCCUGCAGCAUCCACUCCAAAUCCCCGCUGCUGGAAGACUUUGACAUUGAAAGAGAAGACAUUCACGCCUCCCCCAAAAGUGAAGGUGUCACACAAGACGAUAGCUACCUAUCAUGAUGCAGACAGACAGGCACUUAACAGGAGCCAGAGUUUCUCACCCAUGGAGUUAGAUGUGUCAGAACCUAGCUUUCAUAAUGAUUCGAAGAAGUCUAGUUCUAAGCUACAGAAGAGGCACAGCGACUUUGGUGUUGCUUAUGACAACCAAAAGUCCAAAAAUGUACCAAGAAUGCAGAAAAUACCAGAGCCCUUAACAGUGAGACAUAGAAAUAUCAACAACAAUGUGUCACAUGAUUCUAGUCUAGAGGAUUCAGUCUUCUUUCGUGAUUCCGUAAAGAAAGAUACAUCUGGUGCUAGUUGUCAUGGUGUUGUUGCUAGGAGACCGAGACUCUCUACACAAGACAGUAUGACAAAAUCUUCCUUCUUAGUCCUACUGUGUAUCAUUUUGGUAUCAAGUUGUAUUGUGGGAUAUCUAUAUUUCCAGAUGGGCUGGUGUGCUGUCUUUGAUGUCGACACUGUUAAGUUACAACAUAAACUAGAAGAUAAUGUCUUUGGUCAGCAUAUUGCUGUAAAAUCUGUAAUUGAGGCUUUGGAAAAGUUCAGGAAAAAUAUAAGAGAAAGAAAUGGGAAAAGGAGCCUGAUAUUGUCUUUUCAUGGCUGGACUGGAAUAGGGAAAAACUAUAUAAGUAAAUUUAUUGCUGAAGCAUUCUAUAAUGCAAAGAUUUCGUUGUACCUUGCGCCAUUACAUUUAGUCACUCGAUAUGGAAGUGAAAAGGAAAAUGGCACCGGUGGGAUAAAGUCUUGGAUUCUUGGAAAUAUAACAAGAUGUGGUGUUAAUGUGAUUAUUGUUGAUGAGAUAGACAAAGCCGAGGUUGAUCACCUGCGAGGCAUACAAUCUGUGAUCGAAACGUUAAACCGGGAGGCAAGAAGAGUAUCAGAUGGUGUCGUGAAGAUGGGACCAAUUACAGUAUUCCUUUUCUUGAGUAAUUCCAGAGCUAGUCAAAUUAAUCAUUAUUUAUUUUCGCAAAUGUUGGUUGAUAGAGAAAGGGAGUUAAUUAGGAAAAGUGAAUUUGAUAAUGUAUUUGACAGCAGUACAUCUGAAUGGUAUGAAGAUAUGAAAGCCAAAGGUUUGAUAGAUCAUUUCAUUCCGUUUUUGCCUCUAACAGAAGUCCAUGUAAAGCAGUGUAUUGAAAGAGAUUUCAUAAAAAAGGGACGCGAUCCAAGUGAAGGUUUGAUCCUAUCUGUGAUAGAGGAGUUGUCGUUUGUUGACAUGGGUGGUAAAAAUGGACAAGUUUCAUUAACUGGCUGUAAACGUGUACAAGAUAAGGUCAAUCUACAUAUUGAUGAUUGAAAAAUAAGUUUAUCCGUUACCCUGCUACAUUUCUAUAAUGGUCUGGUCUAUCAUUCAUUUAGGGCAGUAACAUUUAUUAUUCAAAGGGGUGUUCAUUGAAAAUUUGCUGACCAAACUGCGAACAGUGCAGACCAAGAUCAGCCUGCACUUGGUCUGCACUUGCAGCAAAGGCAAAAUCACUUGCCGCCAGCAGGCUAAAGUUGAUCUGGUGAAUAGAAUGAGAGUCAUUAUUGUGUGGAUUGAUAGUGUUUAUUUAUAAUCCUGGAUAUGUUAAAUCUAAUAUAAUCCUUGAAUGCAAUUAUGUUAGUGAUUUAGAUGUAGACUCAACAACUUUUCUAACUCCACACCAGGUUUUUUGUCAAAAUUUGGCAGAGAUCAAAACAAAAAUUGGCGCACUGAGUGGCUGUCUUUGUAUGCAAUGUGCCUUUGAAGGUGCUUGUCAUGAAAAGGGAGCUUCUGAAACUUGGUAUAAUGUCAUUGGACUACAUGCUUACUGGCUUUUGACUUUGAGAAUGUCAUGUUAUUAAACCAGCCUGACUGGAAUGUAAAGGUCCCGCAUUUAAGCAAGAACAUUUUAUGUUGAUAUGUGAACUUUCACAAAAUUUAUAGCAGGGUAAAUGAAAUGAUAACCUGUCAGACCAUCACAGUUUGUUUCUCAGCUCAUAAAUUGAACUUAACCUUUAGCCUGCUGGCGGCAACUGACUCUGCCUUUGUGAUCAUGGUCUGCACUGUUCGCUAUUCAGCCAGUAAAUUUCAGUGAACACCCCUUGGAAUAAUAAAUGGUAUUGCCCAAAUUUAAAGAUGGACCAGUCCACUUUAGAAAUUUAGCAGGCUAAGGGUUAACAAGCUGCCAUUUUUGUGCCCUUGAUUAAUAAUGGGAUAAAUCCAAAUAUCAAGUGUAAGUAGUUGUUUUAGUGCAAAAUAAUUAGUUGUUUCUUUUUGUACUGGAAUCACAUCAGUCAGGGCCAAUUGAAGUGCAUUAUUGAAAUGUCAGAAACAGCCUGGUCUCUGCAAUCAUGUUAACCAAAAUGUCCGUGAUUUUAGCUCGACAUUUCGAAGACAGCGUAGAGCUAUUGCAUUCACCUCGGCAUCGCCAUUGGUUAAAGUUUUUGAUAAGUCAAAUAUCUCUGUUACUAUCAAAGCUUUUGACUUGAAUCUUAAAACAAUUAUUUACUAUCACAGUUUACACCAGGAGAAACAAUCCCCGUAACUCUGAAUUGAAUUUUGACAGAUUGAUGCCCCUUUUUAACUUAGAAUUUUUUUGUUAAAGUUUUUGAUAAAGUCAAAUAUCUCUGUUACUAUCAAAUCUUUUGACUUGAAACUUAAAGUAGUUAUUUACUAUCAGAGUCAUCACCAGGAGAAAUAAUCCCCUUAACUCUGUUUGAAUUUUGACAGAGUUAUGCCCCUUUUUAACUUAGAAUUUUUUGGUUAAAGUUUUAUAUAGCUUCCAUUAUCUCUCUUACUAUCAAUGCUAUUGACUUGAAACUUCUAUCAAAGGCUACAUCAUAAGAAACAAUCCCCAUAACUCUGAUUAGAAUUUUGACAGAUUAAUGCCCCUUUUGCUGGCAAAGCUCAAAUUCAGAGUCAAGUACUGAGAAAAGUCGAGAGUGCUGUCUUACGAACAGCUCUUGUUUUUGUUUGUUUGUUUUUCCCUGUCAUUAUUCGAAAAAGAAAUAUAUUUGUGACUGUAGGUCCCUGUUAUAAAAGGGAAAAAAGCCACCGACUUACAAUUGAAGCCAUUCAAAUUGUUUCUUUUUCAAGUUUGAAAGAUCAUGUAAACAUUUACAAAAUUCUGUAAAUGUGGAAGUAAGUGAAACAGAUAGAGAUGUCUGUCUUUGGGUAGAUCAUAGGAGAGGGUAAUGUUGUCCUUGAUAAUUUGACUGAAGACACUGCAUCAAGAUGAACAGCCAUAUUCAAAUGUUGCCAAAUUGAUGUACUUCAAUAGUAAUGGCUUGAAAAUUUGUCCUGAUCUGUAACAGGAUUUUUAUGAAUAUUGAUUUCAAUUUGCAAUUCCAAGUAUGAUCGGUCUCCUUGUUUCUUAAGGAGUGGAAAGAACUUUUUGCAUUUUGAAAAUGUUCAUAAUUAUUUUGGUUUUAUGGUAAAAAAAUACAGAUGAAGUUUUCUCUUUGUAAUAUUCUUUACAUUGAAAAAUUUCAAUAUUUUUACCCCUGUCACAAUUUUUUUUUUUUAUUGACAAUGAAUUCAACACGAAUAAACAUACUUUAAAAUCUUAAACAUUCCAAUAUUAUCACCCUUGGAGUUCUUUAGCAUUAGUACUAUUAUAUAUAAUAAAUGGUAUUGUCUCGUAUUGAAGGUGAAGUCAAGGAGAAACCUUGCGAAAAAGGUGGACUGAUCUGUAAAUUACCAGAUUACAGAUUAACACAAAACAUUAUAAUUAUCAUUGUAAAAUUUAAAAGUAAUAUGUUGAUAUGUAUUCUGUUGAUACUAUGGAUAUAUGUAGCAUUGUUUACAGAUAAAACUUAAGGGCUUGUAUUCAUCAACUUUUUCAUAUUCCAGACUUUUGAUAUGUUUAGCCCCAUGUGGUUCUGGGACAAUCUGUGUAUGAAAAGAAUUGGAACCACUGCCUUACCCUUGCAUGAUCGUAAGAGGUGACUAAUAGGGUCUUAACACUUGGUUUUGCUGUAACUCUGUGAUUCCAGCAGGUAUGCAAAUUUUGAUUCCAUACCUCGUGUUUUAAUUUCGAUGUAAAUGAGAUGUGAAACUAAAAUUUGUAGUCCUGUUUGGCGCCAUAUAACCUAUACUGUGUUGGUGCGCCGUAAAACCCAAUAAAUAUAAAUAUAUAAAUUUGAUAUGUUUAA
Mercenaria mercenaria is the source of this 4470-nucleotide messenger RNA. RefSeq names its product torsin-1B-like. The transcript is spliced from 5 exons. The coding region runs from base 86 to 1651 and encodes 521 amino acids. Lineage: Eukaryota; Metazoa; Mollusca; Bivalvia; Venerida; Veneridae. The record is from RefSeq and is a predicted model, not a curated record. Gene Ontology annotation, molecular function: ATP hydrolysis activity; ATP binding. Gene Ontology annotation, biological process: cellular response to misfolded protein.